Molecule: messenger RNA, 1665 nt
Organism: Anisakis simplex (herring worm)
Lineage: Eukaryota; Metazoa; Nematoda; Chromadorea; Rhabditida; Anisakidae
Source: the annotation of a GenBank genome assembly
AUGCACUCUGAGAUUGGUGAUGAUGAUGAUGAUAAUGAUGCGAUAGGAUGUAUUCUAUUGCAGUGUUCAAUGUUUGCGGACUUAUUCGAACGUGCCGUUGUGAAUGGACUAGCCGCGAUGUCGACACAACACCCUGGCAUUCAUCUGCACGCAUCUGCCGAUCAUCUGAGGCUAGCAAAUGAGCUGAUCGAUUCAAUGCGAUCUGCGCUUUCGUUAUCGUCGUCGGUUGCCGAUCAUCUGAUUUCGCCUCAACCCGAUCCACUGCAGUCACAACAAUCGUCAUGGCCAACCGUCGUCUUCUAUGGACAACGUCCAUGGCGAGUGUCAACCGAAAGUGGCGGAGGUCUAGCCGAUUCGAUCACUGAGAACAAUGCGAGAAUCACUCUUGAGCAACGUUGUAUGCCGAACCAUAAACGAUGUUUAGCAUUGCUUUCAUCCGCAAUGUCGCAGUUCAAAAAAUACAAAUGCGUUCGAAUGCAACGACACAUAAUGUUGCUGAUGGCUGAUGAAUACGCUGCGUUGAAUCAUCACUCGAAAGCCUUGCAAUUCAUUUCGCACGUUUUAUGGGAGUGUCGUAUUGAGAAGUUCACUCUGCCGAUUUCACUGCUGCUCUCGCGAUCGCUGAUGUCGUCGUUUUUCGUGGCUGAUCUGAAAGAGUUCGUCUCGUCGAGUGUACAGAUUCUCAACAUUCAUUCGUUUCCAUCAUUCGAAUCAAUUUCCGCACACAUCGCCAUGAACAUCAACCGAAUACGAAACGCACAACCACCACUCUCACCAUUACCCUCAUUCCAACUCUCUGAUGCACAAUUAAUUGCUUGCCAACAACAAUGGAUGAACGUCUUCUCAGAGCGUGUGUUCUUUUCGUUGAGUGCACCACGUAUUGAUGCCUUCGUUCGUGCACAUGCUUCGUUUUUAUGCACCGAGCAGGCGAUUGCCUCUGGAUCAACGCUGAUUCUUAAGGUGUCUCUUUAUUCGUGUGCGUGUGUAGCGAUGCACUUCGAGCGUUUACGUGUGAAUGUCAGUGAUGCGUCAACGACAACCACAAAUGCCGAGCGAUUGCCGAUGUUCGAAUUCCUUUCUGAGAAUAUCGAGUUGAAGCCGAAUUGUGAGACGAAUUUCUUUUAUGAACUCAACUUGGAUGUCAACGAAUUUCUUGAAACGAAAUUAAUUGUGGUGAGCGGAUUGAACUUGGAAUUUGGCUCAUUGCAUUCGUGUGUUUAUGGAACAUUGGAUUGGGAAUUUACAUCGUUAACGAUGGGUGUCCCAGAAUCUGCUUAUAGAACUUCGAUGUUGGACUCGCGCAUUGGAAUGCCGUCAAUUAAAGUGUAUCCUCGAGAGGCGAGUGUACGGUUAGAAGGCGAUCUGAAGGGAGAUGCUCUGUUGGGACAGGUGGCGAAUCUUUCUUUGAAAUUGGUUUGUGACGAGAACGAAGUGUUACCUGAACGCUUGAGAGUGGAAUGGUAUGCGGAAUCGUGUAAAGAAGAUGUUCCGUCCUCGGUGCAAACGGCAACGUCAACAUCAACAUCAAUAACGACGGCACAGUCGAAAUCUUCACCAUUGCUCUUUUUGAAUUCACAAAACAAACUCAUCGACAGCGAUGAGCUCUGUGUUGAUAUCGCUUCAUUGCACACAACGGAAACACCGAACUCGCCUGUUGAGGUUUAG